AUGGCUUCGAUCUCUCGUUCAAUGCACCGCCUGCUCCGAGUUCGAAGUACGCCCUCAUGCCUUCCACGCCGGUUUGCUAGUUCUUCUGGCUCUAGUGCGGCAAAACUUCGCCCACGCGGACCCCAGACUCCUACCAUCUCGACGCCUUUCCCUCGUCAACCGUCCGGCUCUCCAGCAGCUCGAGCCCCCAAAGGCCUUUCCCCAGAACAAGUGAGGAAGCAGUGGUACGCGACGAAAUUGUACAAGACGGGCCAGCGCGCCAUAUACAGGCCACCGUCCCAUGCUGGAAUACUAGCAGCCUCAUACAUCAUAACUGCGUCUUGUCUCGUGACCGCCGGUGCGUUGGCAUUCAGCAAUCUCUGGGCCUACGAUACCUCAUCCGACCUGCCCUGGUUCGUGAGAGUUGCAUGGCGGGCCGGAAUAGUGACUUUCACUUUUGUCGCCGGGUUUGCAUUCCUGCGUCCGACCAGGUUGAUUAGGUCCAUUGACCUGGUCUCUCAAGAUGGCAUAGUAAAGCUCGCUGUACAAGUACGACGACCUCUACCCUUUUCCCGACCAAAGGAGUACAUUAUCGCCCCAUAUGAGUUUGAAAUGGAUCGCAAAUUUGUACAACAGAUGGAUGAACCGGAUUUCAUGCAUGAUGACACUCCGAAAGCGCAGGGCAUUGGAUCGAAGCUUGGCCGAGCCCUCAGUCAAGCAAUAUAUUAUCCGUUUGCUGCCACACGACGACUUAUGACAAUGGAAGGGAUGAUGUCGGUGAACCUCAAGGAGGGUGACAGCGCAGUCAAGCUCGACACGCAAGGGAAGUUCUCCCACGCCGCGACAGACAUUGUAGAAAUGGGCACCAUCAAGAUUUAA
This is a messenger RNA of Capronia epimyces CBS 606.96, 858 nucleotides long. RefSeq lists its product as uncharacterized. Bases 1 to 858 code for a protein of 285 amino acids. The transcript has a single exon. The record is from RefSeq and is a predicted model, not a curated record. Lineage: Eukaryota; Fungi; Ascomycota; Eurotiomycetes; Chaetothyriales; Herpotrichiellaceae.